Molecule: messenger RNA, 195 nt
Organism: Arabis nemorensis
Lineage: Eukaryota; Viridiplantae; Streptophyta; Magnoliopsida; Brassicales; Brassicaceae
Source: the annotation of a GenBank genome assembly
AUGUACUCUGCCUCCAUUUUAAAAGACUUCUAUGAAGCUCUUUUAAAAGCUUACUCAAUAAGAUUGAAAUUGGAAUCAAUGAUUCAGAUGGUGGACAGAACAUUGAAUUGGUGCACCAUGAAGGAAGGGUUUACGGAGCUUAGAGCUCUUCUGUUCAAUAACAAUACACUCUCUAUAUAUGAUAUAAUUUGGUAA